Messenger RNA from Alternaria arbusti, 1428 nucleotides. RefSeq lists its product as uncharacterized. NCBI's taxonomy places the organism in Eukaryota, Fungi, Ascomycota, Dothideomycetes, Pleosporales, Pleosporaceae. Gene Ontology annotation, molecular function: FAD binding. The record is from RefSeq and is a predicted model, not a curated record. Bases 1 to 1428 code for a protein of 475 amino acids. The transcript is spliced from 3 exons.
AUGGCAGACGAAGAUUUCACAUCCCCAAAGCCAUUUCGGGUCAUUGUUAUUGGGGCCGGUAUUGUCGGCUUGUCGCUCUCACACGCUCUACAACUAGCCAAUAUCGAACAUGUCGUCCUCGAAAAGCACGACAAGAUUGUUUCACUAAAAGGCGCAGCACUGAUUAUCUGGCCGGCUGUCGCACGCAUCUUCGACCAAUUUGGUAUUCUCGAUAGAAUCACCAAAACCACGUCGCCCGUCGAUGCCUCUUACAAACGAUGGCCAGACGGGAGUUUGAUCUGUCGCGAUGAUACUAUGCAGGCUGUGAGCAAACUUAUCCUGUUCGAUCGCCAAACUUGCGUGUCGCACCUAUACGAGGGACUACCUGACAAGUCCAAAGUUCACACCGGGAGGCGCCUUGAACGUAUCGAGCAAACCGAUACGGGUGUACGUGUUCACCUAGCCGAUGGCUCUACCGAAGAAGGAGACAUGGUCAUCGGCGCAGACGGUGUACACAGUCACGUCCGGAAACUCAUGUGGGACCACGCCGACAAGUUCGAACCAGGCAGCAUACCCGAAACCGACAAAGAAGUAAUGUCGUUCGGCGAAUACAGAGGUUUGUUCGGCGUCAGCACGCUACCGGACAAUGCUCAACUAGGCACCUCCAAUACGAAUAUGAUUCUCGGCCAAGACGUUACCAUGCUUCUCUUUUCGCAGAUGGGGAGGGCUAUGUGGGGUAUCACCUUCAAAGACGAAUUUCAAAAGGCAGAGCAGAAAGGUAAAGCUACUGAGGCAGAGAUUGAGGCGGUGGCGGAGAGAUUCGCCGAUCUUCCUAUGACAAAAAACAUCACACUGGGCGAUGUAUGGAAGACAAACGAGCGACACGGUCUUCUCUAUGUCGAAGAAGGCGUCCUGAGUAAAUGGCAUGCCGGGCGUAUAGUUCUCAUGACAGCCGACCUCGGCAUGGGCGCCAACAUAGCCGUCGAGUCCGCCGUCCACCUCUGCAACAUCCUGCACCGCGAAUUCGCCUCCAACCCCACUCGUCGCAUCUCCACCCCCGAUCUCGCCGCCUUGUUCGCCGAAUACCAAGCCGGUCGCCACGCACGAGCAAAAGAAUACGUCGAGACCAGCGGCAAGCUCACGCGUAUGAACAGCUACCAGUCACGCUUUAAUUACUUCUUUGCUGGGUAUUUGCACAAGUACAUUGUGCCAUCUCAGAAAGCGGGGCUCAUCGAAUCGUUGUCGGUGGCGCCUAAACUGGAUUAUGCGCCGACGAGGACGAUUGAUGAGAGUGCUGAGGGGUGGCACUGGAUGGAGACGCAAGAGAUAAAGAAAGGGAAGAAGGGUGGUUGGUUCAAGUACAUGGUCUUGACAUCGGUUGUGGGGGUGACUGCUGCGUAUAUGGCGCGUGCCGGGGUACCAGCACUGCUGAUGAAGUUGACUGUGUAA